AGAUUUUGAAACUGUUUUACUCUGGAACCUGGAAAUAAGCAGGCAGUAACUGAACUUUCCAAAAUUAAAAAGGAAUUAAUUGAGAAAGGACACUGGGAUGAUGUCUUUCUUGAUUCUACACAAAGGCAAAACAUGGUAAAACCUCUUGAUAACCCACUUCAUCUUGUAUCAACUAAACCUCUCAAGAAGGUUCUUAUUGAAGAAAUUGGUAAUUUGAUACAGACUGUUGAUCUGCCAGAGAGCACUGCUGCUCCAGAGAGUAAUCCUGUUGAUAAGACAGGUACGAUAGCAGCUACAGGCACCACAAGCAAGCAGAAUGCAAGCCAGGGUGACCAUCUGCCCACAAAUGAUAUGCCAAAAGCAAAACUAUUGAAAAUAGAAGAAAUCGGUGAUACUUCACCACUGCCACCUCACGACAACUUGAAGCAGGAUGUAUUUCAGUCUUUCAGUGAGAAGAUUUCCAUAGGCUUGAACCAAGUACCUGCUCAGUUUAUUACAACUGUUCUUCCUCCAGUUCCUGCAAACUCAUUCCAGCUUGAAUCUGAUUUCAGACAACUAAAAAAUUCUCCAGAUGUGUUGUACCAGUAUUUGAAGCAAAUUGAACCACCCUUGUAUUCUAAGUUGUUUCAGAAAAAUCUAGAUCCAGGUGUAUUCAACCAAAUCACUAAAAUUCUGCACGACUUUUACAUUGAAAGAGAAGAGCCAUCACUCAUGUCUGAAAUCUUACAAAGACUUUCUGAACUAAAAAGGUUUGAUAUGGCAGUGAUGUUUAUGUCUGACCCUGAGAAAAAAAUUGUGCAUGUAUUAUUCAAUCACUUAGACAAAUCAGGAUUGAAGGGUGAUUCUGCUGAAGAACUCAGAAAACGAUAUGAUGGUUGAUUUCCAUGUCCAGUAAUUCCAUUCCAGUAAUUUUACUGAAAUCAUGGUCUUUGA
Messenger RNA from Manis pentadactyla (Chinese pangolin), 933 nucleotides. RefSeq names its product RNA polymerase II-associated protein 3-like. The record is from RefSeq and is a predicted model, not a curated record. Lineage: Eukaryota; Metazoa; Chordata; Mammalia; Pholidota; Manidae. Bases 133 to 879 code for a protein of 248 amino acids. The transcript has 7 exons.